Messenger RNA from Parus major (Great Tit), 5953 nucleotides. It is a transcript of the gene SEPTIN11, whose product is annotated as septin 11. Gene Ontology annotation, molecular function: GTP binding; GTPase activity; molecular adaptor activity. Gene Ontology annotation, cellular component: microtubule cytoskeleton; septin complex; septin ring. Lineage: Eukaryota; Metazoa; Chordata; Aves; Passeriformes; Paridae. Gene Ontology annotation, biological process: cytoskeleton-dependent cytokinesis. The coding region runs from base 16 to 1290 and encodes 424 amino acids. The transcript is spliced from 10 exons. The record is from RefSeq and is a predicted model, not a curated record.
UGUGUCUGCCUGGGGAUGCUCAAAGGGAACGAUGACCUCAGGAACCUGUCCCUGUCCGGCCACGUGGGCUUCGACAGCCUCCCGGACCAGCUGGUCAACAAGUCAACGUCUCAAGGCUUCUGCUUCAACAUCCUGUGCGUGGGUGAAACUGGCAUCGGCAAAUCAACGCUGAUGGACACUCUGUUCAACACCAAGUUCGAGAGCGAGCCCGCCACGCACAACGAGCCCGGCGUGAGGUUGAAAGCCCGGAGUUACGAGCUCCAGGAGAGCAACGUCCGUCUGAAGCUGACCAUUGUGGACACGGUGGGGUUUGGAGAUCAGAUCAACAAGGAUGACAGCUACAAGCCUAUAGUAGAAUACAUCGACGCCCAGUUCGAAGCCUACCUGCAGGAAGAGCUGAAGAUCAAGAGAUCCCUGUUUAACUACCACGACACGCGGAUCCACGCCUGCCUGUAUUUCAUUGCUCCCACCGGACACUCCCUCAAGUCCCUGGACUUGGUCACCAUGAAGAAGCUCGACAGUAAGGUGAACAUCAUCCCCAUCAUUGCCAAGGCUGACACCAUUGCAAAGAACGAGUUGCACAAGUUCAAGAGUAAAAUCAUGAGCGAGCUGGUCAGCAACGGUGUCCAGAUCUACCAGUUCCCGACGGAUGAGGAGACGGUGGCCGAGAUCAAUGCCACCAUGAGUGUCCACCUUCCUUUUGCCGUGGUUGGCAGCACCGAAGAAGUGAAGAUCGGCAACAAGAUGGCCAAAGCCAGGCAGUACCCCUGGGGCGUCGUGCAGGUUGAAAAUGAGAACCACUGUGACUUUGUGAAGCUGCGGGAGAUGCUGAUCCGAGUGAACAUGGAGGACUUGAGGGAGCAGACACACACCCGGCACUAUGAGCUGUACAGGCGCUGCAAGCUGGAAGAGAUGGGGUUCAAAGACACAGAUCCAGACAGCAAGCCUUUCAGUCUCCAAGAGACCUACGAAGCAAAGAGGAAUGAAUUCCUGGGCGAGCUGCAGAAGAAGGAGGACGAGAUGAGGCAGAUGUUUGUCAUGAGGGUGAAGGAGAAGGAAGCAGAGUUGAAGGAAGCGGAGAAGGAUCUUCACGAAAAGUUUGACCAUCUAAAGAGGACUCACCAAGAAGAGAAGAAAAAAGUGGAAGACAAAAAGAAGGAACUUGAGGAAGAGCUGAACAACUUUCAAAAGAAGAAGGCAGCAGCUCAGCUAUUACAGUCACAGGCUCAGCAGGCAGGUUCUCAACAAACCAAGAAAGACAAGGACAAGAAAAACUUCUUCUUUAUGUAAGCGUCACUUGCCAAAGCCCCCACACCCCCUCUCCCAGUGGAGCGUAGGGCACUGGAAGAGCCGUGGAUCCGGGCACCCCUGCCAGCAGAAGAGCCAUCUCAUUCCUCCAUCACGUGUGCCCUCCUCUCCUUCCCCCUUUGUUCCCACCCGUGCGUCUGAGGGUGUGCUGUGCUGUGUGUCUGUGCGGGAUCUGCCCGCUCCCGGCGCGCCUCCGACAGCGUCCAGGCUUCCGGCACUGCCAGAGGGAACGGCGGCCUCACUGGGACUCGUUGCUCUGGGUUAGUUGGACUUCUCUGCCUCCCUCCCCCUUUUCUUUUGCCAUAACACGCACACACUGAGCGACAGACUGGGGGUGAGGAUCUCAUUUCUGCCUCAAGCCCGCCUCCUUUGGACACCACAGCUUCACCUCAAGGGCGUCCUGUGCUCCUCUGGCACGGCUGGAAAUGUCUCCGUAGACUUGGUGAUGUUCUCAGUGUGUCUCUGUGCGAAGGUGGAUGACACAUCCAGUCAAGGCCUUAUUUUCUGGCUGUGCCUCGCCACGGGCAGGGCAGGAUUCUGGUUUGGUACAGCUGAGCUGCACCGGCUCGUACCUAGAUCGAGGGCUUCAUUUUAUUUUCGUGAAGCCUAACUAGUGGUUAUUUUUGUAACAGUCCUGAAUGUGGGCAAGUUGUUCAAAUUUCUACCUUGUUUACUUGGGAAGUGAACUCUAUCCAAAAGCUUGAGAAGUGCCAAAGGAUGGCUUGAAGGUAAAAACCAAAACCUGUAAAUGGGUGUAGUGACCUCCAGCUGGUUUGGGAUGGAUGGAAGGAGGCAGCCUGAGCCUCUUGGGAUGUUGUUUUGUGUAGAGUGAUGCACUUUUAUUUUUUAACCGAAUACUAGUGAUUUAUUCUUUGCAUCUGUGAACCUUAAUCAAGGAAUCCCCUUCCUUUAACCUGCCGAGGUAAAGCUACCCUGAGGUGGUCUGGGUUUGGCCUCUGGCAAUCGGUGUGUGACGUGCCAGCUGCUGAGGGGCUCUGCUGAAAUCUGCUGGGUUUUUUUUUCCAGAAGCACAAUAUCUUGAAGCACUUUUCAGUGGGAGACAGAAGGAAAACUGCUAUUCCUGGAAACCUUUGCAACCAAAGAGGUGACUUUAUAGGUACACUCAGAAGAGUUACUGAGCUUGGGCUGUACCCUUUUUCCUGGGAUGUAGCUGGACUUGCUGGCUGCUGCCCAGCCUGAAGGGCUGUGGAUAUUUUUCAGAAAAAAAUGGUAACCAUGCAGCCUGAAAACAGGGAUUAAACACAGCCAAGGGCUGCUGGGGCUCAGGGUGUGCUGGUGCUGGAGCCUCUCCUGUGCCUCAUGCAGGCCAGUGGGAUUGCCAGCCUGGCCCAGGGCUGGCUGCACACAAAGGUGGUCGCUGCUGACUGACAACGUGCCUUGCCCAUUAAAUGCCCAGCUUAGUGUGUCUUUCCUUCCAGUGCCGGUUUCCAGUGUCAGUGACUGCUGCUGGGGGCCCAGGGGCCUUGGCUGUGGGCUGUGCAGCUUGGCCAGGUCAGCCACCCCAGCCUCUGGAUGGAUCCUGCAGGCUCCUGUGAGACCCUGUUCCAGGCAGGGAAUCCUCUCUUUAUGUUCCCCUCAGCCCUCACACCGUGUUGGUGUUGUUACUUCUGACCUCCAAACAGAAUUAUAUUCCCAGCUCGAUACAGGGAAGCAGACGGGCACAAGCCAAACACCGAUACUCACGCGGACUGCCUUUAUUUUGCAGCUCUGUAGAGUUUUGCUGUGCUGGUGCCUUGAGUCCUGCUCGCAGCUCCGGACCUCGUGUCUGCAGAAGGACACAGCGGAGUUAGAGAAGGGCACUAAUGGUCAGUGGGCUGGAGCAGCAGCGUGCCAGGUGAGGGGGCUCCGUUUGGAGAGGGAAAGGCAGAGGCGAGCGAGGAUCCAGCCCUGCUGCGAGCAGGAGGUGGCAGCACACGACCUCUGGAGGUCCCCUGCAGCCCAGCUUUAUUUGUGGCUCUUGGGAAGCUCGAUGGCGGUGAGUGCCGAAUGCCGGGCAUUAAAUCCUCCAAUUAAUCCAGUGGGCACUUAGCUGGAAGGAAAUGGGCUGGAGACAUGGAGUAGCUUUCUUACAGAGCAGGUACUGACCUCCCGGCGUUUGUUGCCCCAGGUUGUUGAGGUGGACGGUGGCAGCAGAAGGUUUUGGGCUUGGCUUAGGGUUUUUUAAAAGGUAAAUUCAGGGAGGACAGGUCCAUAAGGGAAACAGUCACAAUCCUUUGGUGGUGGAUAAGGGCGGAGGGGAGGAGUGGGAGGCUGGGAUGUCCGUGGAAUGAGGGGUGGAGCUGCCAGAGGUUGGUGGGGGCUUUCCCACAGCCCAGGGCUGGGAGAAGGGAUGACGACGUGACCUUCAGCUGCUUCCUGCAUGGCUGCAGCUCUUGGGGAAGAGGUGUCAGCGCGGCUCAGGGAAGGGUAUUUGUCACCGAGUGUCCCCCAGCAGAGCUGGGAAAGCCACUUCAUCCACUCCCAGUUGCAAAGUCGUGCUUUGGGGUUAACCCUUGUGUGGCUGCUGCAGAGGAGCACACUCGUAUCUGGAGAGCAAAUCCUUCAGGGGCUCAGGGAAGCCGGGUGCUGCGGGGAGCAGCACAGCGUGUGAGGCUGAGCUGGGAUUGCAGCUGAAGGCUUGAAGGAAAAAGGCAGCAGUGCUCCACCGGGGUGUGGCUGCUGUGCCCUGGGGAGCUCCCUGGGCUUGGGGCACUGAGCAAACGCUUGGGUUUGUGAGUGCAGCCGUGUCAUCCCAGUGCUCCUGAAGGAGAUGCUGGCCUGUGCUGCUCUGGGCCCCACUGGAGCACACACAGACCCUGGGCUGGCAUCUUGGGCAGAUCCCUGACGUGAAGCACCGGCGUGCUGCCAAGUUGGUGGGAAGGUCACAGGGACGUGAGGAGUCAAGGGCAUCAGGGGAUGUUUUCCUGUGGGAAACAAGAAGCCCUGGCAGUGCUCCAGUACGGGCCCAUGUUCCAACAGUGGGAACAGCACAGAAGUCAGGCUGCUGCUGAAGGUGAUGGGGGCCGUGCCGGGAGGGGCUGGAGCGGGCAGCUGCUGCGCUUGCUCCAGGGAAGAACAAAAACAACGGGAUGCUGUCAGAUGCUGCAGCCACAGAGGUGCCCACAGGAGUCCAGGGCCUGUGCCAGGACAGCAGGACACUCACCUGGACCAGGCUGUGCCUGAGCCUUGUUGUGCUGGAUUUGCCUGGCACAAGGGAAUUGGGGUGGGUUUGUGCACAGCACCGAGGAAGUAAAACGUGUCUGUUGGACGUGGCUGUGUUUGGGACUGGGGAGCAGGAAAGCUGCCUUGGCAGCCAGGGAGACUCAGUCCUGCCUCUACAGGUGUUUGCUUCCCAGGGCUCACCAAGCCGGCACUGUGGCUCUGCUGGCUCCGGGCAGCACAAGGAGGCCAGGAAGGGUUCUGGGCAGUUUGGGGAGAGCCACAGUGAUGCUGUUAAUGGGGUGCAUUUUGGAAGACAGAGCUCUCCCCAGAAGGCUGCCUUGAGCUGGGGCUGUGCCCAGUGGGGCAGUGGGAAACAGUGACAAGGACACAGUUACCUUCCCAGAGCAAUGCUGAGCCGUGGUUGCAGCACCCCUGGGACAGCAAACUGCCCCAGUGGCACCCCCAUCUCUGCUGAGGCCCAGCUGCCCUCCUUGCUGCUCCAGCCAGCUGGCGCAGGCUCCCCGUUCCCAUCCUGCCAGCUCCUCUCCUUGUGUGCAGCUGUGAGUGCCCCAUGUGCAAGGGAAGCAGGAAUCUGCCCCUAAACCUGGGGGAGAAGAGCAUGGGGAGAGAAAAGCCAGUGUAACUGAACUGGAAAAGGUGUGUAACGUGCCAUGGGCUGGAAGCAGUGAGCCCCAGAGCUGGGGAUACCCUGCAGCGCCAAGGUGCUUUGACACCUUGACCCUGCUCAGCAGCCUGGCUUUGGAAAACUGAGCCGUGGGAGGAGAAGGUCAGGGACUGAAAAUACUCUAAGGACAGCAGGAAGGGCUGCAAGGGAAGGAAGACACACACCCUGCUGAGAAACGUGGUCUUGAGGGGGAUUUUUUGAGCCAUGGCAGGAAGAAGCUGAAACCCAAGCGGAGGCUGUGGUGGUGGACUGCUGCAGGAAGGUGGCACCUUGGAAGGCAGGGAGCAGGAGGGACUCCAGGCCAGGGGACACGGAGCAGUGUCCCAGCCAGGCUCUCAGCCUGGGAGGGUACCAGAGCCAGGGCUAAAGCUGGAACUGCUGGAGAGACAAUGAGUUCGUGCUGGGUGACUCCCCUGGCUGCCCAGCCCCUCUCCAGGGGUCUGGCACACAGCAGCUCCCUGGCAGCCUCCAGGUAAAGCCAAGCCAGGCCUCGGGUGAAAAGCACAACACCAGACAGGGAAUCCAGGACAACUUUCUUUAUUGCUACCAGAAGGCUUUCAUCAGUACAAUGGCUCUGGAUACGAUACCUUCCUCAGGGCUGUGGAGAGAGCUUACAGUCGGGACAGGGUGUUCUGAGAACAGGGUGUCACACGGAGGAGACGCGUUAAAGGGCUGGCUCUUGGUUAGAAGUUACAUGAACACAAAACUCGGGGGUCGGGGUGUUUUGUUUUGGUUCUGUGGCUGGUGAUGACACACGUUCCAAACCUCAGGCGUGCUCAGCCACCCCGGCACCUCACC